Molecule: messenger RNA, 1207 nt
Organism: Stylophora pistillata
Lineage: Eukaryota; Metazoa; Cnidaria; Anthozoa; Scleractinia; Pocilloporidae
Biological process (GO): extracellular matrix organization
Molecular function (GO): extracellular matrix structural constituent conferring tensile strength
Source: RefSeq, a predicted model, not a curated record
AUGGCUGGUAAAAAUCCAAAGGGAAAACACUCCUUUAAACAAAAUUCCUAUCUAUGUAGCAAGCAUUUUGAGCCCGAGUGCUUUGUAAAGUUCCUGGGAGGACAGCGAAUGCGACUCAAACCAGACGCUACACCUACGAAGUUUAUUUUCUCCGCUGAAAAGCCACGGAGGAAAAUACCUUAUGAUCGACACGCAGCAACAACAACAACAGAGAAGACUAGUGGGACUGCGAGAUGUCUCAAUGUGAGUAAGGAUACAACUGUCGACAUUAAUGUCAUUGAUGAGCAACUGAAGAGCAUCGAAAACACAGAUCCAAUCGUGUUCAAAUAUCCACUCGAAUCCACAGAAUCUGGAAGACCACUGCUUGUGACAAACAGUAAUAGCGGCACGAGCAACAUAGGACCAACUGGAUUGAAUGGUACUGAUGGUGACAUUGGACCCGCCGGACCAUCCGGACCUGCCGGACCUGCUGGACCUGCAGGAGCUCCAGGAUAUAAUGGUACUCAGGGCCCUGCAGGACCAUCUGGACCACCUGGUGUUCAGGGCCUUCGUGGACCAUCUGGGUACAAUGGUACCCAAGGCCCACCUGGACCCGCCGCUAUUUCCUGUGUUUACAAGACUUCAGCCAGCUCUGGUAUGACACCAGGUUCGUACUCUAGUCAAGAAAUGGAAGUGACAGAACCAAACGGUAAGACGUUUAUUGGUGUACACUGUGAUUCAAAUGACGCAAAAAUUGUGCAAUUGUCAAGCCCGAACUCAGGUGUCUACAAGUGCAAAUGCGAAGGUAGCCUAUCAAGUGGAGUAUCAAAGAUGUAUUGCUACAUCCACUACUGGGAGUGUCAGUCCUAAGAGGGAAAAUGUAAAGCCAUUCAUGUAGUGGGAAUCUUUAUGAAGAAGUUAGUGGUGUUGAACCAGAAACAAGACGAAGAACGAUUUAGCUGUCUGACACAAAGUCGAAGCAAGUAAAUAACUGCGCCAAUUGUUAAAGUAGAAUCAAAGCUGUAUUUCUGUAUACACUACUGGGAACCUUAAACUAUUUGUUUCACACGAUUCUGUGCGUUAAAGGUAAAAGGGCGUCAAACAAAUGGCCAGAGAAAGACAACCAAUGAAUUUAGCUGUCCAUUAAAAGUUAUACUGUUCCACUUCUCUUUCACGGCAUUAUUAUAAACCAUGCCCUUGAUGCAUAACUCUUUUUAAGUUUGCACAU